AUAAACACACAUAUAAAGUCUUGCACUGUAACACAGCGGUCAGCAGUGAGAAGUACCUUGGACAAUGGCUUCAUACACGUUACCGGAGGGAUUCAGCGAUUUUGACAUGUUCGCCUUCGGCUCCGCGCUGCUGGUGGGCGGUCUUCUUGGUUUCUUCCUUAACUUUAUCUCGAUCAUGGCGUUCCUCAGAAUCCGGGAGAUGCAGACGCCCAAUAACUUCUUCGUCUUUAACCUGGCUGUGGCCGAUCUGAGCCUCAACAUUAACGGUUUAGUGGCUGCUUACGCCAGUUACCUGAGAUACUGGCCGUUUGGGUCGGAGGGCUGCCAGAUUCACGCUUUUCAGGGAAUGGUGUCGAUCCUCGCCGCCGUCUGUUUUCUGGCUGCCAUUGCUUGGGACAGAUAUCAUCAGUACUGUACUAAGCAGAAGAUGUUCUGGAGCACAUCUGUGACCAUCAGCACCAUCAUCUGGAUCCUGGCUGUGUUCUGGGCGGUUCUGCCGCUGCCGGCCAUUGGUUGGGGCGUCUUUGACUUUGAGCCGAUGAAAACAUGCUGUACGCUCGACUACACGCAAGGAGACCGGAGUUACAUCACCUACAUGCUGUCCAUCACUGUACUGUAUUUAGCAUUCCCUGUUAUGGUUUUGCAGUCGUCCUACAAUGCCAUCUAUGCUUAUUUCAAAAAGACACACCACUUUAAGUUUAACACAGGUAUACCUCUGAAAGCGCUGCUGUUCUGCUGGGGUCCGUAUGUUCUGAUGUGCACAUACGCCUGCUUCGAGAACGUUAAUCUGGUUUCCCCAAAGAUCAGAAUGGUCCUUCCGGUGCUGGCCAAGACGUCUCCGAUCUUCCACGCCAUCCUGUACGCGUUCGGGAAUGAGUUCUUCCGUGCAGGAGUCUGGCAGUUCCUCACCGGGCAGAAAUCUGGAGACAAAAAGAAAUAGUGAAAGAGCUUUAGCCAUGUAAUGUUGUAUUCAGAUGAGUCUUCAAGAGUUUACACGUGAUGUGACUGUAAUUCACUGUAUAUGUCAAAUCAAUGCCAACACAUUUGGAGAUAUUUGUCCAGAAUUUCACUGAAUGAUUAUAGAAGACUGACAUAUGAAGCCUAUUUCAGUUUCCUGCAAUGUGAGAGAUCACUUACACAGUUCAUUCAGCACACAAUCAUUAACCAUUUCAUUGUUCUUGCCUUACUGUUUCUGUUGAUCAGUGCAUGAGAAUCCACUAUUCAUGUGUAAAUCUGUAAGUAACCAAAACUUGAAACCAGUGAAUGAAGGUUUCAAUUCAGGAUUAGAAAUUCUCCAGGGUUUUGUAAUCUGCAGUAAUUCCUCUGCACAAGGAGCUGCUCUCAUAUCAGUAGAUUUGGGUUUCUGACGUGUGUUGAAGACCAAAGAGGAUCAGGAGAGCAUUACUGCAGCCAGUCACGGGGCAGCUCUCGGACCCACAGACAGACAAACUCUGAAACUACUCUGUUCCUCAGAAACACACCAGAGCAGAGCUGAAGAGGAUAGUCUGUUCGUUCUUUCAUUCAUUCACCAUGAGCUUUUUCCCUCUAUUGUCUUUCUUACUCUUUUAAUGCAAGUUAACUGUAUGUAUUGACGUCUAUAUGUUCACAGUCCUCCAGACUUCCUGGAAUCAGGUGUUUUUAGCA
Molecule: messenger RNA, 1644 nt
Organism: Cyprinus carpio (common carp)
Lineage: Eukaryota; Metazoa; Chordata; Actinopteri; Cypriniformes; Cyprinidae
Product: RPE-retinal G protein-coupled receptor-like
Biological process (GO): phototransduction; visual perception; G protein-coupled receptor signaling pathway
Cellular component (GO): membrane
Molecular function (GO): G protein-coupled receptor activity
Source: RefSeq, a predicted model, not a curated record